Molecule: messenger RNA, 4808 nt
Organism: Leptopilina boulardi
Lineage: Eukaryota; Metazoa; Arthropoda; Insecta; Hymenoptera; Figitidae
Product: putative leucine-rich repeat-containing protein DDB_G0290503
Exons: 6
Coding region: 212-4483 (1423 amino acids)
Source: RefSeq, a predicted model, not a curated record
UUAAAUUCCAAAUUUAUAGAAUUUCACAUUAAAUUUAACCAGUGAAAAUGAAGUAAUGUUAACAUUUUGACCACAAUUUCCCCUCAAUAUUUUGUACUGAAAAUUGUCUAUUUGAAUUUAAUUAAAUUUGAUUUGAAAAAAAAAUCUUUAUAUACCGAUAACCUAAAAUAAUUAUCUACCUUUUGAUCGUCACCACUGAUCAUUAAUUAAUAUGGAUGAUGAUGGGGAAACAACUGAGGAGGACUCGCCAAGCAAUAAACAGGAGAUGAAACUAGAGGUCAAAUCAGAUAUUAAUUCGAACAUUAAAUCAGUCAUUAAAUUAGAUAUCAAUUCAGAUAAUAAUUUCGAAAUUAUACCACAAGAGCAACAAGUUAAAUUGACAUCAUCAAAUUCAAGUGUCAAAACAAAUGAAAAUUUUAUUGAAUCUCAUGAAAUGGGAGAUAAUUUGAUAGUGGAGAAAAAUAUUGAUUCGUUAAUAAAAAAAGACGUGUCAAAAAUUGAGAAACACGAAACAACAAUGAGGCAUGACGUGGGGAAAAUGAAUUUUCCACCACGAAGCUCAUGUAAACCUUAUUCCCGCGAUCCUCGACGAUGUCAGAAGCAUUUUCGCGAGAUGAUCGAUUUGCACGAGAUGAAGAAUGAGGAAUUAGAGAAGAGAGAAGGAAAUCUUCGACAACGUCUUGAGAUGCUCGAGUGUUCAAUGCCUGCAGUGGUGGCUUGCAAUAUUUGGCGAAUGGCUCAGGGUACUUCAGCUCAAAACAUGAGACAAGUUGUGGAAAAGCAAUUUGAGAAUUUCGCUUCGGAUACCCCAUGUCCAAGCACUCCCAGUCAACAUUAUGACUGUCGAGUUCGUCAAGUCGAAGCCGAGAGAAAACAAGCUCGACGCAGAGCUGAUGAAGCUCGUGCUCUCUGGUCCGAAAAAGAAUUUGCUUUAGGCGAACAAAAACGAAAGCUCGAGGAAGCCAAGAAAACUCAAACCCAACACAAAGAACGAAUCGAGAAACUUAAAGCAGAGGUGCAAGAAUUAAGGAAACUCAAGGAAGAAGAAAAAGAAGCAAAUGGGGAUUCAUGUGAAAUGGGCGAAUGUGGAGAAAUAAAAUGCAAACAAUGGCUUGGCGAUGUUGCAAGCACAACUAUGGUAAAAUCAACUGACUUGAAGUGUUUGGCGAGACUUCAAGACCUCGCAGAGGCUGAACUUUGCAUGAAGCGAAAUAUCUUUGAAUUAGAACGACGAGAGGAAACAUAUAUGAGGACACUGCAACAGGCAGACGAACUAUGGUCAAAGAUGGAGACUGAUGGAGCAAGUACGACAAGUGCUUUACAAGAGCAACUCGAACUCAAGGCAUUGGCUAAUCAGCAAUUAGCCGAUAAAGUUUGUUCCCUAGAGGACACUAUUGAGAGUCUCAAUAAAAAAUUAGCAAACUGUAAAAACGAAUUAAAAUUACACCAAGUUGAUCGUAUCGAUAAAAUUGUGGGUGAUGACACUAAUGCUAAAGUUUCGGAUAAAGAUUCAAUGGCAAAGACAACGACAAUGGAGAAAUGUACAUCGUUUAAAAAAAUGGAACUCGCGACUAAAGAUCAAAACACUCUAAAAACAUGUAUGUCAUCAAAAAUAAGUGGAAUAUCCUGUCGAGACGAAAUGUUACACAAAUGUUUAUCAACAAAAAAUAUUAAUAGUAAAGAUCAAAUGACAAUGGAAAAAUGUGUAUCAGCAAAAAAAGUAAAUAAAGAUCAAAUGACGAUAGAAAAAUGUACAUCAUCAAAACGAAUAGGAACACCCAGUAAAGAUAAAAUGGACAGAUGUUUAUCAGCGAAGAAAAUACCAGUCGCGAGUAAAGACCAAAUGACCAUUGAAAAAUGUACAGCAUCAAAAGAAAUUACCUGUAAAGGCGAAACAUUAGACAGAAGUGUGUCAGCAAAACAAGUUAAUAUAGCAAGUAAGCAUCAAAUGACUGAUGGAGAAAAUGAUGAUUACCUAUCUUGCGAUGGUUCAGAAAAUGAUUCUGAUUCAGAUGGUGAAACAUGUGCUGCUAAUUUUGCAUGCAAUGAUAUUGAAGAUGAUGAGAUUCAAUCAACUUAUGAAGAGAUAAUUGAAGAUGAUAAUUUAGGUAAAAAUUCGCCACUUGACGCUAAAGAAUCUCAUUUACAAUUGUCUAAAUCUGUGCACAAAAACGCUAAAUUACAGGAAGAUACAGAAUUCAAAGAAAGUGAACCAGUAGAAGUAAAUCAAAAAAAGGAAGAACCUAAUAAAAAGUACCAAACAAAUAUUGAAUCCAUUGAUCAAAAGAUUCCAAACAUUGAAAAUCUUCAAGAAUCAGAACCAACAAAAACUGAUGAAACCGAUGACAUUGCUGUACCAAAAACUGAACUAAAAUCAUGGCUGGAAAGUACAACUAACCUUGAAAAAACAAUAGCUAAUUCUUCUAAAUUUUUUCAAAAUACUAAUGAUAUAAAGAAACUAUCAAAUUCAUUUAGAAUUUAUCUACAGAUGCCAUUGGAAGAAAUAACAGAAUAUGAAAAAAUAAUAACACCGGAAAUACUUUCAGAGACAGUAAUUAAACAAUCUGAGUUAACUGAAGAACUUGAAAUGUUUAAAUCUAGUAAGGAAUUCGGACAAUAUCACGAGGUACUAGAAUCAAAAGAAAAAAUUUAUGAACCUGAUGAGAAAAAACAAUCUAGUGAAGAAAUUAAAGAACCUGAUGAAAAAGUAAAAGAAACUAUAGAAAACACUGAACCUGAUGAAAAAGUAACAGAAACUAUAGAAAACACUGAACCUAGUGUGAAAUUAGACGAAUCUUUAGAAAAUACUCCUGAUGAGGAUAUAAAUCAACCUUUAGCGAAAAUAAAAUCUGACGAGAGUUUAGAAUAUUUAGAAGAGAAAAUUGAAUCUCAUACUGAGAAGGAAGAUGAAAAUGACAAACAGUUAGUUGCAGAUGUUGAAAAAGAGGAAAAAAUUAAUGAAUCAUUUUCUAAAGAAGCAAAAGUAAUAGAUGAAAAAAUAGAAGAUAAAGAAGAAAUAAAUGAUCAGAAAGAAGAAAUAAAUAAUAUAAGUGAAGAUAAACAAGUUUUAUCAGAGAGUAUAGAAAAUGAAGAUAAAUUGUCAAAUGCAGGUGAUAAUGAUGAGUUUGCUGAAAAACCAAUAAUCUCAAAAGAAGAAAAAGAAGAAGAAGAUGAUGAAGUCGAGAAAGAUUCGGAAAUAGCGAUUUUUAGAGAGAAAUCACAAAUCAUGACUGAAUCCAGUCCAUCGAUACCUGAAGAAGCAAAAGUGGUAAUUGUCCAAGUUACAGUAACGCCACCCCCAGACGAGGUUAUAAAAAAUCCAGAAAACUCAGAUUUAAAUGAAGAAAUUCCUCAACUAUCUCAAAAAAUAGAAUCAAAAGAAAGUCUUGAAAAACUUGCUAAAAGUGACUCGGAUUGCAUAUGCAAACCUGAGAAAAAUCUAAAACAAACAAAAUCGGAAUCGAUAGAACAAAAAAUAUCAUUGUCAGAAAAAGCAGAUGAUAGUCAAGAGUCAAUUUGCACUUUUAGAAACGAGAUUUCGAAGAAAAAAUCAAAAUUCCGUCCCAAACGUAUUUAUUACAUCAUAAGAGGAACAUUUUGCAAACGAUUUGAACAAGUCUCAUUGACCUCUCAAGAAGAAAGUUCCGAAGAAAUUGAAAGAAGAAGAAAAUUGUCUCACAUUAAAGUAAAAGAUGAAUCAAUAGGGACCGUUGUAAGUGUUGGACAGCAAACAGAAAAGAAAAUCAGAAAACAACCAACUCCCAUGAGAAAAAUGAAAAAGAUACAAGCUGAAGGGUCAGAUUAUAUUUCCGUCUCCUCAGUAAACUUAAAUAAUGAAUCAAACGAUUCAAAGGAUGAAACAAAAAGAAAUUUAAAAUCAACUGAAUCUGAAUUCACAUGUGACAUAUGUAAAAAAUUCGUUUCACCAAAUGCAGUCGACAAUGGGAGUCACGUUCAAGCUACAUUAACACAGAAACUAAUAGGUUUCCAAUCAGAAAUCAAUACUUGUUGUAGUUGCAAGCGGCAGCAAAAUUCUAAUUUGAAAUUUCAAACAGAGGAAACAAUUGAGACACACGAAGUGGGAAAACAAUUUUCCCGUGGCAAGGCCUCCGCUAAACCAAUUUCACGAGAAACUGUUGAGGACGUGACGAUUAAUUCGCACGUAGGAGUUAAUAAAAAAUUUUACACACCACAGAAAAAUAGUGAAGCGAGCUAUCUUGCAAAAUUAAUUAAGAAUAAAAACGACUGUAGAGAUAAAAAACAUAAGAUAGAAGUGAAGUCUCGAGCAAAAAAUACAGAAAGUUCCCUAGAACCUCAAGUUGAAUUUAAUAAUAAUAAUAAUAAUAAUUCAAGUUUCUCCAAUAUUGAUUCUGAUUGUAUAUGUGAAAAAAAUAGUUCACUGAGUGGCAAGAAGUUAACAGAACGAGAAAAGCAAUUUAAAAUGGAGAAAAACCACAGCUGUCACUGUGACGAUUCAGAUUAAGCGCACAAUGAAUAAGACAACUGAAGGUGAAUAAAGACACAAAUUACAGUUGGGAGUUGAAUUUAUCAAGUCUCUAUACAUCAGUUACAGUAACUAAUCAAACACAAAUUAAAUUAAAUAGUAAUUCGAAAAAACUAUACUAAUUUUUAGUCAUUUUAGUAUGAAAAAUAUUACUAAAAUAAUAUACUAAAAAUUAGUGAACGAAUAGAGAAUUUCAAUCUCUAGAGAGUAAAUAAUAGUUCGAAACAUAAGGUUUUAUAAUUAAAAAAUAGCAUCAAUUUGUAGUUGAAAAAUAAUUAUUGACUAUUAUCAAAUAAAUAUUUAC